AUUCCUCUACACGUUUUCCUUGCUUUACCCUUUAGGUACAUCUGCGGUUGGAGAGUGCAAUGUACAUGAAAACAGCUAUUUAACCCAUCUUUUCCACUCUCCCAAAAGUUUGAAAAAAAAAAUUCUUCAUUUCAAAGAUGAAUCACAGAAAGGCUCAUUCACAAGGAAGCAUUCCCUUUUCAUGGGAGGACAAGCCUGGGAUCUGCAAGGUUAACACAGAGUGCCCUACUGAUAUAAGAGUAAGACUACAUGCCCUCAAACUAAAAUCAUCACAAUCACCACCUACUCCAUGUAUUUCAGAUAGUACCACUACUGCUAAGGUUUCGGCUCAAAACAUUAAGAUCCCUCUUCCACCAUGCCCACAACUACAACCUCCUCGCAGAAGCAAUUCUGUUAAGAGACACAGAUGGCAGGAAGACCCUUUUCUUGUGGCCUACAAGGAGUGCACCAAAAGUAUUGUGGAAAGUGGUAAGGCCCCUAGUGCAAGUAAGAAGGUUGUUGAGUCCAGACUAAGGAAGACUAAGUCCAUUUUUUCCUGCAAGAAUUCAUGUGAAGUUCAAGAAGAUAAUACACUGAAGUUCUCUAAGCUCCCUCCUCUUCCUACGGAGAAAUUUGGUGUGUCAAGGCAAGAGAGACAAGAAUUACAUAGAGCAUUACUUCAGGAACUCUAAUGUACUCUUUUUUGGUUAAAUAGGUAAAAUUAUCAGCUUGGGCGUUAAAUUUUACGUUUGAUUUUUUUUUUUUUUUUUUGAGAAAAAAAAAUGUUAGAUUUGAUUUAGUAUUACAUAUGUGAUUAUAAUGACAAGUGGGACGAAUGCUUUAUU
Molecule: messenger RNA, 824 nt
Organism: Quercus lobata
Lineage: Eukaryota; Viridiplantae; Streptophyta; Magnoliopsida; Fagales; Fagaceae
Exons: 1
Coding region: 138-671 (177 amino acids)
Source: RefSeq, a predicted model, not a curated record